UAUCGAUCUAUUUUGUUCGAACCUCGAAAGCUCGAAAGUUGCUUGUCAGCUUUAGGUUCUAAUUUCACUAAGAGCGUAUUUGUUUGAUAGUAUACUGCCAAAAUGCCCGACUUUUUAGGAGAUGAAAUGAGGAAGGUAAAGAAGGACGACAAGGAUGAAGAAAAAGAAAUAAAGUCUCUUGACGAGGGAGAUAUCGCCCUUCUGAAGACUUACGGCCAAGGUCAAUACACAAAGAGCAUCAAGACUGUUGAAGAUGACAUCCAGACAAUAAUUAAGCGAGUCAAUGAGCUUACAGGCAUCAAGGAGUCAGACACUGGCCUGGCUGCACCUGCCCUUUGGGACCUAGCAGCUGACAAACAAACAUUGCAGAAUGAGCAGCCCCUGCAAGUGGCAAGAUGUACAAAAAUCAUCAAUGCUGAUUCUGAUGAUCCUAAGUACAUUAUCAAUGUGAAACAGUUUGCCAAAUUUGUUGUGGACUUAGCAGAUUCAGUAGCACCAACGGACAUAGAAGAAGGCAUGCGCGUUGGUGUGGAUCGCAACAAGUACCAGAUCCACAUCCCUCUACCCCCGAAGAUUGACCCCACAGUCACCAUGAUGCAGGUUGAGGAGAAACCAGAUGUGACGUACAGUGAUGUUGGUGGCUGCAAGGAGCAAAUUGAGAAGCUGCGUGAAGUUGUAGAAACCCCUCUGCUCCAUCCAGAGAAGUUUGUGAACCUUGGCAUUGAGCCCCCAAAAGGAGUCCUGCUAUUUGGACCUCCUGGAACAGGCAAGACUCUAUGUGCACGAGCUGUUGCAAACAGAACAGAUGCCUGCUUCAUCCGAGUCAUCGGCUCAGAGCUGGUGCAGAAGUAUGUUGGAGAGGGUGCAAGAAUGGUGCGUGAGCUGUUUGAAAUGGCUCGCAGUAAGAAGGCAUGUUUAAUAUUCUUUGAUGAAAUAGAUGCUAUUGGAGGGGCACGAUUUGAUGAUGGUGCUGGUGGGGAUAAUGAAGUGCAGAGAACCAUGCUGGAACUCAUUAAUCAGCUGGAUGGAUUUGACCCUCGUGGGAACAUAAAGGUGCUCAUGGCCACAAACCGUCCAGAUACACUGGAUCCUGCCCUCAUGAGGCCUGGACGACUGGACAGGAAGGUGGAGUUUGGGCUUCCAGAUCUCGAAGGUCGAACACACAUCUUCAAAAUCCAUGCUCGCUCCAUGAGUGUGGAGCGGGACAUUCGCUUUGAGUUACUGGCCAGGCUUUGCCCGAACAGCACAGGGGCUGAAAUCCGAUCUGUCUGCACGGAAGCAGGCAUGUUUGCCAUCCGAGCUCGAAGGAAGGUUGCAACAGAGAAAGACUUCUUGGAGGCCGUGAACAAAGUGAUCAAGUCAUAUGCUAAGUUUUCAGCCACCCCUCGCUACAUGACCUACAAUUAAGCAUUUCAUUUCCUAGUUAAUUAUAAUUAAUUAAUUAUAAUCUGAUAAUUAUCAGAGAGUAACAGGAAAAAAUUACAGUUUGUGUGUAAGGUUUUGCUUUGAAUUCAUUUCUGUGUGUCCAGUCAGCUAGUGAGUUGGUUGCCAUCACCAUUUUCACUGCCGUGAAAUGCUGAUGUGUAUGAAUAUGAUAGGUGGAAUCUACCACUGUUCUUUCCAGCUUCUGGACACUUGCAUUAACAGUUUGUCCAAUGAAAAUGUAAUACAUAAAGGUUCUCUGUAGCAAACUUAACAUAUUUUCAUAAGUUCUGAGUUUUUCAUGCCAGAGAUUGUUCAGACUGAUCGUUUGGGUUGUGACACCCCAGCUGAUAGAUACCAACAUUUUGGAGGAACAUGCUGCCUCCAUCUUCAUGGUUGAAGUGAGUAGGAUGGGGUGUAGGAUUGGUUGGGAGGAAGAUGAUCACUGAGACCAAGGGAAUGGGCUGGGGGGCAGGGAGAGGAGGCUGAUCCUGGCCAAUGGGAAGAGUGGAUAGGGAAAUGGCCUUUUAAAGGAGUACAGUAUGUUUUCAUCUCAAGUGGGAAAUGGAAUAGUGGGAAGGGAUGGCCCUCUUCAGGGACACAGUAUAUUUUCAGGGGAAAAAUGGGGUUCUAAGAAAGACAGUCUAGGGAUUUUUCAUUGAUGCAGAAAGUCCACUGCGAUUAGACUAAUUUGAAUGAGGGAAUUUCUUUAAAUUGUUUAUUAUUUGGGUGGGGAUUAGGAUUGUUUUAUUUUCAUAAUUUUAUUAUUUUAAGUGUAUUAGUUUAAGCAUAUAUCUAAGUUAACAGGAGAUUUCAGCUCUCUCCCUUCUGCAAGGGAAACAUAAGGGGUCCCCGAAAGAUUCAUAAUUUCUCACAGCUUCACUUUCCCUCCUAAAGAAAUAUUGCA
Cryptotermes secundus is the source of this 2329-nucleotide messenger RNA. RefSeq names its product 26S proteasome regulatory subunit 7 (gene Rpt1). Gene Ontology annotation, biological process: proteasome-mediated ubiquitin-dependent protein catabolic process. Gene Ontology annotation, molecular function: ATP binding; ATP hydrolysis activity; proteasome-activating activity. The record is from RefSeq and is a predicted model, not a curated record. The coding region runs from base 103 to 1407 and encodes 434 amino acids. Gene Ontology annotation, cellular component: proteasome regulatory particle, base subcomplex. The transcript has 9 exons. NCBI's taxonomy places the organism in Eukaryota, Metazoa, Arthropoda, Insecta, Blattodea, Kalotermitidae.